Molecule: messenger RNA, 1116 nt
Organism: Morchella importuna
Lineage: Eukaryota; Fungi; Ascomycota; Pezizomycetes; Pezizales; Morchellaceae
Exons: 5
Coding region: 1-1116 (371 amino acids)
Cellular component (GO): cytoplasm
Molecular function (GO): phosphatase activity
Source: RefSeq, a predicted model, not a curated record
AUGACUUUCUUAUCCAGUCUUCUAUUCUUCAGUAUUGUACUAUUGGCGAUCUUUUCAACGGUUUUCGGACUUGAAGAGGUUCUUGCAUUCCAGGAAAAUAGGCAAGAAACCAGGCCUUUCGGGGUGUACUCGGCGCUUAAGUACACGGUACUGGAUGGCUUUUUCAGACAGAGCGAUGAUGGUACCGACGAUCGUACCUACGACCCUCUUACGGAUUCUUUCGGACUUCAGUAUUCUGGACCCCGACGCUGGGAGAGAUUUGUUGAGCAUAUCUCUUUCUUGAAUGAAAAUGCCCCCGUGGAUGUCAGCUACAAAGUUUUAUACCUGGCAAGACAUGGCCAAGGGCAUCAUAACGUUGCGGAACACCAUUUUGGAAAUGAGGCUUGGGAAUGUUAUUGGGCCAUGAAAGGGAAUAAUGGAACCUACCACUGGGGACCUGACGCCCGCCUGACUGAAAAAGGAAUAUCUGAGGUACAUCGUACCCGAGAUGCCUGGAAGUCCCAAAUCCCCUUUGGUGUCCCCCUCCCUCAAAUCCACUUCGUCUCUCCUCUCUCGCGUUCCCUCUCGACUCUUGUCGAGACAUGGAAAACGAUUGCACUCGACCCUCCUCGACCUCUUGUCAAUGAACUUCUUCGGGAAACCCUUUCCCUACAUUAUGGGGACCACCGCUCACCAGCAUCCGAGCUACGUGAGCGUUACCCAGAAGUAUAUUUCCCCAUGGAUGGCUCCUUCCCGGAGGAAGACCCACUGUGGAAUUAUCACCGUGAGUCUCUACAGGGCCGUAACGGCCGGAUAAAAUAUGCCAUGGACAACAUGAUCGCCGCUUCCAAUGAAACCUACAUCUCAAUGACUUCUCAUUCUGGGGUCAUCAACUCGACUCUUGUAGCUCUCGGACAUCGUCCAUAUAACCUUCAGACGGCGGGCAUGAUUCCUGUCGUCGUAAAAGUGGAGCGAGACCGAGGGGGUCUACAGAAGUGGUUUCAGCCGAAUAACCCUUCGCUCAAAAAUGUCGACGAUAGCCCAAGGGUGGAGGAGAGAGUGAUUUGCGAUGGUUACCCACCUGUCAACGUAUCGGGAUUGUACGAGAGCGGAAUGGGAGUUUGGCCGUGGUCAUAG